AAAAACAAAGGUAAACCCAUAUGCGGCACCCUCGGUAACAUGAAGCGGCGUGGAUCUAGAGGCCAACUAAAGUUAAUUAACUCUAUUGAACGUUAAAUCUCGGGCUAUGUCUGGUCGAUGUCGGCUUCAGCGCGAAUCUCCCUCCCACAUCUCUUCUUCUGGAUCUCAAGGCUGCGAGAGGUGCGUUUGCUCAAGCUGAUUUCCCUGAGGAGCAGCCAUGGCGGCAUGGCGACAUGCUGCAAGUGGUGACUGGCGCUCUUCGGCUUAGAGCAAUCAUCACAAGCGAAGGCUUCUCGAUCUAUUCUGGUUCCUCUCAAGCAUAGGUAGAAACCAAGAUUAAAAAAAGUUGGCCGGCAAGAGAUGACCGGAAUAAUGGUGAGCGCUUCUACAGGCGCAAUGAACUCCCUUCUGGGUAAGCUGACCACCCUCAUGGGGGAACAGUUCGCCAAGAUGAAGAACCUGCGGAAAGAGGUGAAGUACAUCCGUGAUGAGCUUGGCAGUAUGAAGGAUGCUCUCGGGAGACUUGCAGAUGUGGACGAGCCAGAUCCACAGACCAAGAGUUGGAGAAACACACUGCGGGAGUUGUCUUAUGACAUCGAGGACAUCAUCGAUGACUUCAUCCAAAACAUUGGGGAGAAAGACAAGAAAUCCGGGUUUGUCCGCAAGACGAUUCGACGUCUCAAAACUUCAAGGGCCCGUCACAGGAUUGCUGGACAGAUUGAAGAGAUCAAGAAACUUGUGCAUGAGACUAGUGAUCGCCACAGAAGAUAUGACCUUGAUAAGAUUAUCCCCCAAUCAAGUAAUGUUGUUGCCAUUGACCCACGAGUUAAAACACUCUAUGAAAAGGCGGCUAACCUUGUUGGCAUGGAGGGGCCAAAGAAUGAGCUUGUAGAUUGGCUAAUUGAUGAGGAGAAGCAGCUUAAGGUGGUAUCAGUUGUGGGGUUUGGAGGUCUAGGCAAAACAACACUUGCCAAUGUGGUAUACCAGAGGCUAAAGGGCGAUUUUGCCUAUGGUGCAUUUGUGCCGGUGUCCCAAACGCCAAACAUUCCAAAUCUUCUACGAAGUUUACUAUCCCAACUUGGUACACAGCCACCUAUUGAUGCUUGCGAUUCACAUCUUAUUGACAAACUAAGAGAAUGUCUGCAGACUAAGAGGUACUUGAUUAUAAUUGAUGAUCUAUGGGAUGUAUCAGCCUGGGAAUUUAUUAAAUGUGCAUUCCCAGAAAAUGAUCUUGCCAGCAGAGUAAUAGUAACUACAAGAAGUCUGCAAGUUGCUAGGGCGUGUUGCUCCCCUCACAAUGAGUACAUUUUACAAAUGAAACCCCUCAGCAACGAAGACUCAAGAAUGCUAUUUUUUGGCAGGAUAUUUGGCUCGGAGGACAUUUGCCCUUACCACCUUAGAGAUGUUUCAGUUGACAUCCUCAAAAAAUGUGGUGGCUUGCCUCUUGCAAUUAUUAGCAUAGCAGGCCUUCUAGCUAGUGAAGGUCCCAAAGAAGAGGAGUGGGAACAUGUACGGAAUUCUUUGGGCUCGAUGUCUGGAACAAAACUCACACUGAAUGGGAUGAGACAAAUCUUGAACCUCAGUUACAAACAUCUUCCAUCUCAUCUGAAGACUUGCCUGUUAUAUCUUGCUAUGUAUCCGGAGGACUACACGAUAGACAGGUCCGAUCUGGAACGUCAAUGGUUGGCGGAAGGUUUUAUUAGUAAAGAAACUGGACAAGAUGUGGAGAAAAAUGCAAGAACCUAUUUCAAUGAGCUUGUCAAUAGGAGCCUUGUUCAACCCGUAGAGUUUGAUUGUGAAGGUGCAGUGACAGAAUGCAAAGUACAUGAUAUGAUGCUGGAUCUUAUCUUGCUUAAAUGUAAAGAAGAGAAUUUUCUCAGUAUAGUGGACGGCUCAGAAGCCAUUACAGAAGAGGAAUACAAGGUUCGUCGGUUGUCUCUUCGUUUGAUUGAUUCAGAUAAUGGAAUAUUACCAGAAAAUAUUAGUUUGUCACAGGUUCGCUCCGUUAUGAUCUUUGGACCCUCUGGUAAAAUACCUCCUCUGUCAAAGUUCAAGUUCCUCCGAGUUCUUUUUGUCAAGAACCACAGUACAAUGGACCUCACUGGAAUGAAUGAACUGUAUCAGCUAAGAUAUGUAAUGACUGGUUAUGGUUUGCAGCUACCAAGACAGAUUAGAGGGCUCCAGCAAUUAGAAACACUUGAUACAAACAAUUCCAGUAUUCCAACUGAUAUAGUUCAUCUGCCACACUUGUCGCAUCUGGAUAUUGGAUAUCGAUGUAAGCUGCCUGAUGGGAUCGGAAACAUGAAAUCCCUGAGGUUUCUUAGGGUAUUUCAUUUGAAUUUUGAAACAAACUCACUAGAUAACUACAAGGGCCUUGGAGAGCUUACCAAUAUGAGAAAUCUAUCUCUCUCCGGCAAGUGCGGAGAUGAGGACGCCGGUGUAAGACGCAUGGAUGUUCUAUGCACUUCUUUGAGAAAACUUUGUAAGCUCGAGUCCCUGUACAUAGAUAGUAUACAAGGAUGCAUGGAUGGUUUGUCUCUUGCUCCCUGCAGCCUUCAGCGACUCCACUGCGGAACUUUUGAUUGGUGGGGCUGUUGGUUUUCCAGGGUCCCUAACUGGACGAGGCAACUUCAUAACCUCCGUGAGUUGCAAUUCCAAGUUGCCGAGCUGCUUGAUGAUGGUGUUGGUAUUCUUGGGGGGUUGCCCCACCUCGUCGACCUUGGUUUAUACGUCCGAAGAUCACCAAAACAAAUGAUUAUUAUCGAUGGAAGAGGAGCAUUCCCUGUUCUAAAGCAUUUUGACAUCGGCUUGAGCAGAGCUUCAUACCUGAUCUUCCAAUCUGGGGCGAUGCCUAUGGUCCAGAGGCUGGGGUUAACUUUCAAGAUGGAUGUACAGAAGCAGAACGGAGCCGGACCAGCCGGCAUCGAGCACUUGGCUGCACUGGAAGAGGUGUCUGCGAAUAUCACCGCGUGCUUCGUUGCUACGGAAUCUGAAAAGACUUGCGCUGAAUCUGCCUUCAGGAGUAUUGUCGACAGGCAUCCCGACAAUCCUCGCACUGUAGUCCGUUUUUACCCGUGGCAGUUUUUUAUGGGCGACUAAUUUCUGCUUCGACUCUGCUACUGAUUAACGUGAGAAAUGAACUAGCACAAUGGAAUGCUGUAAGCAGAUGUCUACCAAUAUAUACAAGUCACAGCAGAUGGAAAUGAAUUGUUAGAUGGACCGCUGCACGCAUCUUCGCUUCUUGUGCCCCCUGAUUCCAUUUACCCUUGGUGAACAUUCAAUUCAUCAUCUCACCGAGUUGCAUGAUCACCACGUUUUUGUUGUGCUUGUAAUAACGGUUGGUGCUGGGCAGGAGUUGGCACUGUGAUAGAUGGUUGCUUGCCCCUUCCUCCCAGCUUUUCCAGCCUCCGAAUUAUCUUGUUCAUUUAUUUUUGGUGUGCUUACUCUGUAUUGAACUGAACAUUCCUUGUUUGAAGAUUCAACUUGUUGAAAACACAAUUUAUUCGA
Aegilops tauschii subsp. strangulata is the source of this 3507-nucleotide messenger RNA. Its product is annotated as disease resistance protein RGA5. Gene Ontology annotation, molecular function: ADP binding. The record is from RefSeq and is a predicted model, not a curated record. Lineage: Eukaryota; Viridiplantae; Streptophyta; Magnoliopsida; Poales; Poaceae. Gene Ontology annotation, biological process: defense response to other organism.